Westerdykella ornata is the source of this 1562-nucleotide messenger RNA. RefSeq names its product FAD dependent oxidoreductase. Gene Ontology annotation, molecular function: D-amino-acid oxidase activity; FAD binding. The coding region runs from base 340 to 1419 and encodes 359 amino acids. The transcript has 5 exons. The record is from RefSeq and is a predicted model, not a curated record. Lineage: Eukaryota; Fungi; Ascomycota; Dothideomycetes; Pleosporales; Sporormiaceae.
CUUUGUGCUUAUGAGAGAUAGUAUUAAAUGCUACUUUUCUUUUCGUAAACAUGAUCUUCCUUUCUCUCAUUAACGUUCAACUUGGAAUCUUGCUUUUCCGUCGGAGUACUCGAACUUUUGCUGACGGGGACCAUCUCAUUAUCGCAUCGUACGCCUACUUCUGUAAUUACCUUGCAGAAGCGCGUUUUUCCUAUCUUAUCAUCUAUCACCUCUUAUUAAUGCCGGAUUGCUUUAUGAUGCUCUCCUCAUUUUCUCGUUCGACCCUAAGCUUACAGCGGCUCAGAGUUAUAGGCAUCCCGCGACCUGUAUUCACAGCAAACAUUUCUCCCAUAUCAAAUGAUGAGCGCCGAACCCCAUUUCCUCGUUCUCGGAGCGGGCGUUAUCGGCCUCACAACCGCACUGGUCCUGCGCGAACAGUAUCCCACUUCCAACAUCACCGUUGUCGCUAAGCAUUUCCCUGGCGACCGCUCCAUCGAGUACACCUCGCCCUGGGCAGGCGCUAAUUGGUGCUCUUUCGCCAAUGACAAUGGGCCCCUAGAAAGGUACGAUGAGGUUACGUUUCGAAGGUUCGAAGAAAUAUUGGAAAAGGAGGGUCCUGAGUGUGGAUUGGGGAGGAUGGGAAUGUGGGGAGUUUGGGAUAGCCCAGUUGAAGACACGGACCUCCUGACGCCCCAGACGGGCAAGAUCUGGUAUGAAGAACUGGUUGGCGGUAUCACGCCCUUGAGUGAAAAGGAUUUACCUACCGGCGCAGUGUUUGGCAUCGAUGUCAAGAGCACAUUUCGAAUAAAUACGCAAGUUUACCUCCAGUGGCUCCAAGCUCGCGCCUUGAACAAGAACAUUUCACUGAUACGCCGCCAUUACCCAUCCCUCACCUCUCUUCUCUCCUCCUUCCCCAACACCACAGCCCUUUUCAACUGUUCUGCCCUGGGCUCCCUGUCCCUCACCGACGUCCGCGACACUUCCCUGUACCCAACACGCGGCCAAACUGUCCUGGUCGCAGAACCCGAGGUCCCCAUUCCACGCAUGUAUAUCCGCAGUCCCAAACGCUCGGACCCAGACUGCGCCUACGUUUUCCCGAGGCCUCUGGGUGGUGGCGUUAUUCUCGGCGGGAGCAGGGAGGAAGGCGAUUGGAAUGGCGAACCGGAUAUGGCGCUGGCGGAAAAAAUCAUGAAGAGUUGCUGUGAAUUGUGUCCUGAGUUGGGACCGAGGUGGCAGGAUCUGCAGGUGAUAAGUCAUAAUGUUGGAUUGAGACCUUCUCGCAAAGGCGGCGUACGCGUCGAGCUCGAGAGAUGGAGUAAUGGCGUGCCUGUAGUACACAAUUACGGGCACUCAGGAGCGGGGUACCAGUCUUCGUGGGGAACUGCUGAACGAGCAGUUGAGCUUGUUAAAGAGGCCUUGGCCGCCAGGGCCAAGUUAUAACUUUACUUAUUCUGUAAAUGCAUAUUUGACCGGUUCGGUGUAGUAUGGGGUUGAGACUUUAGAUUGUGGGUUCCGCACACGAUCCAUCUCGCUCAUCUCGUAUAAAAUCUGGACCGGCAUUAUGAAUGAAAUCGGAACAAUGC